AUGAGCAUGGACUACGUCCUCGACUCGGGCCUGCUCCCCCACGCCGUGAUCCGCAUCGGGAUCCGGCGACAGCUGGCCCAGCGGCUGCAGGAGAUCCAGUCAGCCAGCCUGGCGGCGGCCAUGGACCGCAAGAUGAGCUUCAUCGAGGCACUGCGCACACGGCCCAUUGCCAUCGAGACCGCGACGGCUAACAAGCAGCACUACGAGGUUGGCACCGGGGUUUUGGUCGCUUGUCUGGGCCCCCGUAUGAAGUAUAGCUCUUGCUUGUAUCCCAAGGGCGGAGAGACGCUGGCCCAGGCUGAGGUGGCUAUGUUGAGGACUUAUGUUGAAAAGGCCGGGUUGGAGGAUGGGAUGAGUGUGCUGGAUCUUGGGUGUGGUUGGGGUUCCGGAGCAUUGUUCUUCGCCGAGGUCCUUCCCAAAUCGAAGAUCACUGCCUUCUCCAAUUCGAAGACGCAGAAGGAGUACAUUGACGGCAAGGCCAAGGAGAAGGGCCUGACCAAUCUGACAGUUAUUACUGGGAAUGUGGUCGACUACGAGUUCGAGAAGGAAAAUUUUGACAGAGUUGUCUCCAUUGAGUUGUUUGAACAUAUGAAAAACUAUGAGCUGCUGAUGGCCAAGGUGGCCAGGGCUCUGAAGCCGGGCGGCAAGCUGUUCGUUCAUAUCUUCGCCCACAAGACCACUCCCUACGACUAUGAGGAGGGUUGGAUGACGACACAUUUCUUCACGGGUGGCACGAUGCCCUCGGCUGAUUUGCUCUUGUACUUUCAGAGAGACCUCAAGAUCGAGAAGCAGUGGUGGGUCAACGGCAACCACUAUUCGAAGACUUGCGAGCACUGGCUAUCCAGCAUGCUGGCCAACAAGAAGCAGAUCUGGCCGCAUUUGGUCGAGACGUAUGGCGAAGCGGACGCGGGUACUUGGUACAACAGGUGGCAAGUCUUUUACAUGGCAUGCUCGGAACUGUUUGCAUAUGAAGGCGGGGAUACUUGGGGGGUUUCCCACUAUCUCUUCGAGAAGCCGACACCAUAA
Pseudomassariella vexata is the source of this 1026-nucleotide messenger RNA. RefSeq names its product methyltransferase. Bases 1 to 1026 code for a protein of 341 amino acids. The record is from RefSeq and is a predicted model, not a curated record. The transcript is spliced from 5 exons. NCBI's taxonomy places the organism in Eukaryota, Fungi, Ascomycota, Sordariomycetes, Amphisphaeriales, Pseudomassariaceae.